AUGUCACAUACCUUCGGUACUGCCCUGCUGUUCCUGUGUUUUUCGUUGGUAGUCUGGUGCUACGAAACCUCUGGACAUCCUUUGGAUUCGCUGUUUCGCACCCUACCUUCCGUCCAAAAACACUCCGACCUGGUGCCGGCUAUCGGUUCGAGUGGAGGUGGCCUUACCGCUCGUGAACUUGUAGAAUCUGGUCAUCGUCAUCGUACUCGGCAAACCUUUGCGACUUUUCCACCUCACCAUCGUUGGUAUUCCGAUCGGAGACCACUGGUAAGACCGGCCGGCGAUACCGUUUCGGCAUUCGAAGCACUGCCGGCUGUCGCUUUGGGCGGUGUGAGCCGGGAAGAUGAUUUCACAGGCCCCGGGGGCCCAAUAGACACAGUCGAAAUGGCUGCGCUCGGUCCAACAUCGAACGAAAUUGGGGACAAUCCACUGCUGUUGCCGUUGGGUUUCAACAGUCGGCCCCCGGUGAUGGUGGAGCCCGACGACGGGUCGUUUUUGGGCGCUGAGGAUGGCCGCACGCCGGUGCAGAGCAUCGAUUUGAUCCGUGAGCAACUGGACCGCAUCAAGCAGCAGGAGGACAUCGAAAUCAAAUCGAAUCUGCUGAUGAAGCUGCUGGCGGAGUUGCCCCCCGAGGGACCGCUGCCAAUUGUGUACGUCGAGGAUGCGGCCGGCUCGCAAUCGGAGAGCAACAACGGAAUGAGCAAGGAUAACAACGAUGAGGAUGACGACGAUGAUUACAAUGAUGGCGAACGUGCAGGACGGAUCGUGACCCAGCAGUUCACAUCCAACGGCUACAAACGGACUGGACGAUACUAUCGGCCUUACCCCUGGAAGCGUCAGAACUCACGCAGUCAAACGUAUGUUAACGGAGCCCGCUAUCUGUGCGUUCCGAGCCGCGAUGAUGUUUUUAAGCUGCUGAUGGGCCUUCACGACAACCGCGCUGGCAACCCCCAGCAGCCGGUUAGCUUCUGCAACCGAAGGCGCCCGCCAAAGGCCAUCUUGACUAAGAUUCGGUUCUUUGGUUAA
Anopheles bellator is the source of this 1026-nucleotide messenger RNA. RefSeq lists its product as uncharacterized. NCBI's taxonomy places the organism in Eukaryota, Metazoa, Arthropoda, Insecta, Diptera, Culicidae. The record is from RefSeq and is a predicted model, not a curated record. The transcript is spliced from 3 exons. Bases 1 to 1026 code for a protein of 341 amino acids.